CGCAGGAGAAAGAAGCUGCUCUCAGGGAGGCUGAACGUGAGUUUUAACUGCGGGCUGCGGUUGGAUUUAGUGGUUGGUUACGGAAACAAUCUAACCCGGGAGCUCUUCAGGUCUUCGGGAGCUGGCGCAUGUGAAUCCAGAGGGAUCGGUGAUGUCACAUCAGUGAUGGAUCCCAUGGCGGUAAGCACGUCCGCGACGGCUCAGGAUGAGUUUGAUCGGAAUGCGCCACGAAUUUGCGGAGUGUGUGGCGACAAAGCCACCGGAUUCCACUUCAACGCCAUGACCUGUGAGGGUUGCAAGGGGUUCUUCAGGCGCAGUAUGAAGCGUAAGGCGAGCUUUACCUGCCCGUUCAAUGGGACCUGCACCAUCACCAAAGACAACCGGCGUCACUGUCAGGCAUGUCGUCUGAAGCGCUGCGUGGACAUCGGCAUGAUGAAAGAAUGUGAGUGA
Xyrauchen texanus (razorback sucker) is the source of this 450-nucleotide messenger RNA. Its product is annotated as vitamin D3 receptor A-like. The record is from RefSeq and is a predicted model, not a curated record. The coding region runs from base 166 to 450 and encodes 94 amino acids. Gene Ontology annotation, molecular function: nuclear receptor activity; vitamin D response element binding; zinc ion binding. The transcript has 4 exons. Gene Ontology annotation, biological process: cell differentiation; positive regulation of transcription by RNA polymerase II; negative regulation of transcription by RNA polymerase II. Gene Ontology annotation, cellular component: nucleus. NCBI's taxonomy places the organism in Eukaryota, Metazoa, Chordata, Actinopteri, Cypriniformes, Catostomidae.